Messenger RNA from Phytophthora nicotianae INRA-310, 1944 nucleotides. RefSeq lists its product as hypothetical. Gene Ontology annotation, cellular component: peroxisomal membrane. Gene Ontology annotation, molecular function: coenzyme A transmembrane transporter activity; FMN transmembrane transporter activity; FAD transmembrane transporter activity. The record is from RefSeq and is a predicted model, not a curated record. Lineage: Eukaryota; Oomycota; Peronosporomycetes; Peronosporales; Peronosporaceae. The transcript is spliced from 4 exons. The coding region runs from base 587 to 1570 and encodes 327 amino acids.
CGCCAUCCCGUCGACACAGGCGUCGCAAUAGCGAGAAUGCGACCUUACAUUACCGAGGUUUAGCACGUGCGCUUCCCAUGGAGACCGACUAUCGACUGGCAAGCGUGGCAGCUUCAGUCUGCAGCCCUCUGGUUAGUGUAAGUUGCCACUCGAGGUGCUAGCACGUCGGUCCGACCACUGGUGGGCCAUCAGACCAGCUCGAAGUGACCCCAUCGGAGUCCGACUCGGACGGGAUCACUUCGAGCUGGUCUGACAGGCCGUCGGUCGAUGAGAAGCUGAUCUCCACCGCUUCUGCGUGGUCGCACGUCGCACUGCAACACGUUACUGCAACGCGUCGAGUUUGAUGCCCCUGAUGACUCGCACCUAAGAAGGAUCCACUACUUGCACUGGUAGCAUCGACCUGCUGCCAGUGUCCGUCUAUUGGCAGCGUCUGUGCAUACGUCAAAAUCGAGCUUGAAGCUUGGCGGCACCACUUCACAAUCCCCAUUCGACACCGACAUGAUGGAGACGCUCGCGCACGGCAUCGCAGGCAGCGCAGUGCGUGCUACUUGUCUUGAAUGCUCGUGGUGAUGGCGCAGCUGACAUUAUGCUGCUGUUGCAGGGUGGCAUGCUUGCCAUGGCGCUGCUAUAUCCGCUGGACCAGAUCAAGACCAUCAUGCAAGUGGAGGCCAGGGAGCCUGAAGAAGAUAAGGUUGAGCAGCAGAGCGACGAAACAGACGUGACCAAGUCUAAAGCCCCGACAAAGCGCGCAUCGAGGAACUUCUGGACGCAAGUUGUGGAAAUCCUCAAGGAGAAGAAGUGGAAGGUUUAUCAGGGUCACGUGUCAACGCAGGUCGCUCUCGGAGGGUCGAACUUCGUCUACUUUUUCUGCUACAAUGGCUUAAAGACGCAAUUGCUGAAGCGACUGCAACAGCAGAAUCGACAGAUGAGCGGCAACAUUACGCCUGUGCAGAACCUUGUGCUUUCGUGCCUUGCCGGUGUUAUCAACGUGUACAUUUGUGCGCCGCUAUGGGUUGCCAACAUGCGUCUCAAGUCGAGAGAUGCCGCAAAAUACUCAGGCGUACUUGAUUGUGUGCGCAAAGUCACCGCAAACGAAGGCUGUUUCUCGCUUUGGAACGGCACGCUGGCAUCGCUGGUGCUGGUGUCCAACCCAGUCAUUCACUAUGUCAGUUAUGAGCGCAUGAAGAUCGCGCUUCAGAAGAAACGUCACGCCACAGGCCCCGCUGGAGCCGCGCUCUCCGCAUUCGACAUCUUCGUGCUUGGUGCGUUGGCCAAGUCGUUCACGACUGUUGUGACGUACCCGCUGCAAGUUGCGCAGUCACGUAUGCGCGUGAAGCAGAAAACCUCAAAGUCGGUAGAAGCAGAAGUCGAGGGGUUGACAGACUGCCUCGCCCAGAUCUACGCCGACAGAGGAUUGGCCGGUUACUUUGCUGGACUUCAGGCCAAGCUGCUGCAAACGGUGCUGACCGCGGCGAUCUCUCUUGUCACGUACGAAAAACUGCUGGCGCUUAUCUUGCUGAUGAUGCGACAGCCGGCGAAACCUGCACUUGCGCAGAAGGCUGCGGCGUAGUGAUCUAUCCAAGCAUGUGUGAUGCUAAUUUUUUUUUGCUGUAUUGACAAGAAUACACCAUGCGAUAGCUGGCUCUGGCACACAGUUUCGAUGCGCGCUUGUCGAAUGUGGCGUUGUUGUGACUUGAGCGAAGGUGGCGCCGUGAGCUGCAAUGUUCAACUUGACACCGCGAACUCAAGGAAACUUGGCGUCCGUAUUGAUUCGUUCACAGAGGAUGGUAAUCUAAGAUUCAGCAUGAUUUCAUUUGAGCUGGAACAAACAUAGCAAAAGUGAAUGCUGUGUUAAAAAAAUAAUAAUGUAGCAAGUAAGAGAUCGCGCGAGGAUCACCCGCGUCUUCAUUUACAAAGGGCUUGGAAGUACAGGUGAUAAGUGAC